Molecule: messenger RNA, 438 nt
Organism: Cooperia oncophora
Lineage: Eukaryota; Metazoa; Nematoda; Chromadorea; Rhabditida; Trichostrongylidae
Source: the annotation of a GenBank genome assembly
AUGUAUACGCUCUCAGCUGGUUUAUGGGAAAAGUUUUUCAAAAAGAGGGAUUAUUAUGUGGUCAUUGUUGGUCUAGAUAACGUUGGGAAGACGACUUUUCUCGAGCAAACCAAGUCCCACUUCGUCAAGGGUUAUGGUGCCCUCAACCCAGCUCGAAUCACAAGUACAGUGGGCUUAAACAUUGGUAAAGUCGAAAUCAACAAUACUUGUCUAAACUUCUGGGAUCUCGGCGGGCAAGAAGAUCUGAGAACACUUUGGGUUAAUUACUAUGAUGAAGCGAAUGCGCUAAUUUUCGUGAUCGAUGCAACAAGAAGGGAUUUGUUCGGAGAGGUUGCUAAGGAAGUAAUGUCCAAUGAAUACGUGCGCAUGUUACCAGUACUAGUUGCAGUUAACAAAAGCGAGAUUGAAGGUGCUGCACCUGCUGCCGAGCUUUGGUAG